Molecule: messenger RNA, 524 nt
Organism: Schistosoma turkestanicum
Lineage: Eukaryota; Metazoa; Platyhelminthes; Trematoda; Strigeidida; Schistosomatidae
Source: the annotation of a GenBank genome assembly
CUCAAUAACAAGAGACUAAACUUCUUUGUUCUUUUGUUCAAUGUCCUGCGUCCGGCGGGAUUUGCUUAGUCUAGGUCACAAAGACUGCAUGCUAACAUGAGCAAGAUUAGAAAGUAUUCUGUAUGUGUUGGUCGGGAGAAAGGUUUUAAGAAGACGAAAAACAUCCGUCCAAAGAAGCCCUCAAACAGAAGAGGACGUCUGACCAAACAAGCAAAGUUUGCACGGAGUCUGAUUCGUGAGGUAGUGGGCUUUGCACCAUUCGAGAAGCGUAUGCUUGAAUUGUUAAAGAACGAUAAGGAAAAAAGAGCACUUAAAUUCGCCAAACGACGCAUUGGUGGACAUAGAAGGGCUAAAAAGAAAAGGGAAGAGUUGAUGACCAUUGUCAAGAGCAUGAGAAUGAAAUAAUUCAUUUUAAAUAAAAAUGGUUUGUCUGUUUUUCUGCUUUUUUCCGCCAAGUUUUUCUCGUCGGGUGGCUUUUAAUGAUUCAAGUUUAUUUGAUGCACUAUGAAUAAAUAGCGAGAUAU